Oryza brachyantha (malo sina) is the source of this 1740-nucleotide messenger RNA. Its product is annotated as sialyltransferase-like protein 1. Bases 122 to 1291 code for a protein of 389 amino acids. The transcript has a single exon. The record is from RefSeq and is a predicted model, not a curated record. Gene Ontology annotation, molecular function: sialyltransferase activity. Lineage: Eukaryota; Viridiplantae; Streptophyta; Magnoliopsida; Poales; Poaceae.
CUCGGAGCUCGGCUCGCACGGAACACAACCCUCCCUGAGUUCCCCCCCUGUCUCUCUCCCUGAUGCGCCGCCCCCGAUGCGGCGGCUCCGACGACCCACCACUUAGCCCGCGGCGGCGGCGAUGAAGCGGCCGCUGCGGCGCCCGUUCGCGCUGCUGCUCUUCGUCGUGCUCUGCGGUGCGGCUUCGUUUCCUUCCGUGUUGCGCAGGGCGGCGGCCCCGGCCCCCGUGCUCGCGCCGCCGCUUGAUCCCGCGCGCCUCAACGCCACGCUCCUUCGCCUCGCCGCGGCCGAUCCGUCGGAGGCGCCGCUGCGGCGCGACGUGGACGAUCUCCUCGAGGGCCGGCUCCCGGCCUCCUCCUCGCGCGCGCGCGCGUGGCGGCUACGAGGCGACAGGCUUCACCUCCGCCACCACCAGUUCCCCGUCUACCGGCGCGGCCACCACCCGGAUCACGACCACGACCCCCUCCUCCACCCGCUCCCGCGCCAGGAGCUCCUCCUCGACCCAUCCCUCCGCCGCGCGCUCCGCUCCUGGCACCGCCUCCGCCGCCACGACCCCGGCGUCCUCCGCAAUCUCCCUUCCCUCCUCUCCCUCCCCGGCCGUAUCCCCUCCUGCGCCGUCGUCGGCAACAGUGGCAUCCUCCUCCGCGCCAGCCACGGUGCCCUCAUCGACUCCCACGCCGCCGUUUUCCGCCUCAACAACGCCCGCAUCUCCGGCUUCGCCGCGAAUGUCGGCGCCAAGACCAACCUCUCCUUCAUCAACAGCAACGUCCUCCACCUCUGCGCGCGCCGUCCCAACUGCUUCUGCCACCCCUACGGCGACGGCGUCCCCAUCCUGCUCUACAUCUGCCAGGCCGCGCACUUCCUCGACGUCGCCUCCUGCAACGCCUCCUCCCGCUCCCUCCACGCCGCUUCCAUCUCGGUUACCGAUCCCCGCCUGGACGUCCUCUGUGCCCGCAUCGUCAAGUACUAUUCGCUCCGCCGCUUCGUCCGCGAGACGGGGCGCGCGGCCGAGCAGUGGAGCUGCACCCGCGAUGCCGCCAUGUUCCAUUACUCGUCCGGGAUGCAGGCCAUCAUGGUCGCCGUGGGAGUGUGCGACAGGGUGAGCGUGUUCGGGUUCGGGAAGGCGGCCGACGCGAAGCACCAUUACCACAGCAACCAGAAGGCGGAGCUGGACCUCCACGACUACGAGGCGGAGUACGCCUUCUACCGCGACCUCGCCGAGAAGCCUCAGGUAGUCCCCUUCCUCAAGGACGCCGGCAUCGUCGUCCCGCCCGUCGUGUUCUACCAUUAGAGCGCGUGCUCGCAAUGUGCUCGACGUUAUGCCACUUCUUUUCAGUGGGGGUUGUGCUGAGUGGCUCACUGUAAAAUGCGCUCCAUACAGUCCAUACGGUGGAUUUCUUUAAUGUGAUUAGAUUGAUAGGCGAAUUGAAAUAGUGAGUUUUGAUAUGACGGUGGGAUUGGUGGUGUACUACGAAUUAGGAUCCCUCCAUUGGCAUACGUGGAUGAUUUCUUCAGCUUUUGGCUCAUUCAUCACGGUAGUUUGUUGGGAUUGUAACUGUAAUUUAGACUGAUCUUUCUUCUUAAUUUAUGAAGAAUCAAUUGUACAUCUUAUAUACAGCCUUGCUACAACUAUGCUCAGGACGACAGCAUGUAUCCCAAAUGGCAAAUACAAACCUCAGCUUUGCAUUGUAUCAUUUGUGCUCGUGACAUCACUUUUGCUCCUUCCAAACUCCAAUUGGA